AGUACGACUUCCAGGCCCUUCCCGAUGAACCGGAAUACAUUCCGGGGUACACGAUGGACGAAUUAGAGGACGUGCAGGAGCUGUCGCUUACACAUCUGUCUCUACCCUUACUGGAAAAUGCCAUAGAAAUAUACGAAAGCACUCGAGACCCCUCCUUCCUGGUCAAUACAAUCCGAACCGUCUUUGCAUCGCCUCAAUGCCUGGGCAUGAGCUUCAGGUGCGAUUGA
Messenger RNA from Sphaeroforma arctica JP610, 227 nucleotides. RefSeq lists its product as hypothetical. NCBI's taxonomy places the organism in Eukaryota, Ichthyosporea, Ichthyophonida. The transcript has a single exon. The annotation marks the transcript as partial. The record is from RefSeq and is a predicted model, not a curated record.